GUGAGCGGGCGGAGAGGGGCCUGGUGAGGUGAGGCGCAGAGGGCGUGCCCUCCAGUUCCCACCCCGGGGAGCUCCUAGGACGCACGGAGCCAGAAGCCAGCGGGAUGGAGCCGGCACAGGACCUGGGACUCGGGGACUCCACUCUGCACCGCUGCCUGGACGGCGAGUUCUGGAGCCUCAAGAACGAGCUGCGCAGGCUUCUGGGCGGCUGCCCGCUCUUCGGGCACAGGUAUGGUUUGAGUCUGGAUGAGAUGAGAGCUCUGACAGUUCCGAGAGUGAAGUUUAUCCUGGGUCAUACACUGUUGAAACGUGCAUUUCAGGAACAGGCAGAGAAGACGAAGAAUUUUGUCAAUCGGGGCCUCGUCAUUGGGGAGGUGCUCUCCAUGGCCGACCUGGCCACCAGUGUGAAGUGUGGAAUCAUUUAUUGGCUAUUUGGUGGUGCUGUGAGGAAUCUUGGAAGCCCCAGACAUGUUACUCAGUGGCUGCAGCCACUCAAGGAGCAACAAUACACCGGGAUGUUUGCAAUGACCGAGAGGGGCCACGGGAGCAACGUGAGAGGGAUCCAGACGGAGGCCACCUUUGACCUUGCAGCUCAGGAGUUUGUAAUCAACACACCGUGUGAAAACGCCCAGAAGAUGUACAUCGGGAACGCCAUGGGCGGGAACUACGCAGCCGUCUUUGCCCAGCUCAUCAUCAAUGGAAGUUCACAAGGGCCCCACUGUUUCAUCGUUCCCAUCCGGGAUGAGAAUGGAGGCUUGUACCCGGGAGUGACAGCUAUUGAUAUGAUGCACAAGGAAGGUCUGCACGGUGUGGAUAACGGGAUCUUAAUCUUCAACAAGGUUCGGGUACCCAGGGAGAACCUGCUGGAUAAGUUUGGUUCCGUGGCCCCAGAUGGGCAAUACCACUCACCUAUUAAGAACAAGAGUGCGAGAUUCAAUGCAAUGUUGGCCGCGCUGACCCCUUCGAGAUUAGCAGUGACUUUCCAAGCUCUGAGCGCCAUGAAGCUUGGGUUGACCAUAGCCAUUCGCUAUAGCCACAGCCGGAGGCAGUUUGGGCCCAAAGCCAAGGAAGAGGUGAGGAUCAUCGAGCACCAAACACAGACGCUCCGGCUGAUGCCUCACCUGGCCACAGUGCUGGCCUUGACCUUUACCAGCAGGUACGCGGGGGCCCUUCUGGAUGAGGACAUUUUCCAAGGGAAGGAGCUGGUCAGCAGCCGCGUGCUGCAGGCCCUGGUGGCGGGGCUGAAGGCCUACAGCACCUGGGAGAAUGUUGGCUGCCUGCAGGACUGCCGCGAGAGCACCGGAGGCAUGGGCUACAUGAUGGAAAACCGAAUCUCAGACUUGAAGUGUGAUGCAGAUGUGUUUGUAACUUUCGAAGGUGACAAUGUUGUCAUGCUUCAGGUGGUGGCCCGGGAACUGCUGGCUCAGUACACCAAACAGCAACAAGACCAUCCACUCUCUGGCCUGCUGUGGAGCUGGGUGGCGUCUGUGAGUGACAAGCUGAGGACCAGUUUCCUGGCAUUUAAUACGGAUGCAGUUGGUAACCUCGCUUUUCUGUUGAAGGCCGUGAAUUUCCGCGAGAGGGUUCUUCAGCGGGGUUUGGUGGCCAGAAUUUAUUACAAGGUGGUGACCAAGAAAGAGGACUUCUUCCAUGCCUGGAACUCGUGCCUGCACCACAUCACUCUCCUGUCCCUGGCACACACUCACAGAGUGACCUUGGAACAGUUCUCCCAGGCAGUGAGGAGCUGCCCAGACCCACAGGACGAGGCUCUGUUAAUGAAGUUUUGUCUGUUAUAUGGAACCAACUGGUAUUUAGAACAGAAAUACCUGACUCCCAGGGCCAGCAGCAGGAUCAGGAAUCAGUUGCUGGAUUUGUGUGACUCGGUGAAGGAUGAUGCCCUGAGGGUGAUUUCUGCCUUCAACAUUCCACACACCAGCCUCCACGCACCAAUCGCCGGGAUCCCCAGCCCGCACGCCGCCUGGGCCUUCUACCCUGCGCGGAUUCUGCCGCUGGCUGGGGAAGGGGAGCGGUCCCAGCGGCCCAAGCUGGGAGCCAAGCUGUAACCCGCGUGGACGGAAGUGUAGCGGCCAGUCCGCAGCUGCCCCCAAACUCCCUUCAUGGGUGCCCGAAGCUGGGGCAGAGGCCGGGCUGGCACGUGCGCGGCCGCCGCCCGCGGGGAUUUUGGUGGCGGAGCAGAGGUCCAGCCGAGGCUUCGGAGGCGCGCGGUUGGCUGUUGGGCAGAGCGAGCCUAGACGGCCGCCAGGGAACUAAAACACUUGGUCUUUUUCCUGUAACCCCGCCUGGCCCGGCCGCGACCUCGUCUAGCUUUGGCGCCGGAUCCCCCGAGACAAUCAGGGUGGGCUCCCCCACGAGCGCACCCCCACAGACGGGUGCCGCCAAAGAUCUGCUGUCAGCGGUGAGUCAGAUUCCCAGUGAUUUCGAAAAACUCUGGUUCUGGGUGAAAAAAAAAAAAUCAAAACAUAAAAAUCAAAUACCCUCAGGCGAAAGGAAACAAGAAAAAGAAAAAAAGCCCCAUCCACUCCGGGCGCGGGCAAAGGUUUAGCCAGCCACUGAGGCUUUUCCAGUGAAUCAGACCUUUGGGGCUCGGUGAGGAAACGCACCGGCGGGGGGAGGGGAGCUGAGCCUGGAGUUGUGCUCUGAGCAAAGUCAGAACUUGGGCUGGUCCUCCCAGGCGGGCGGUUUCCGGACCGCAAGACAACGCGCGGAAAACAUUUUUGCCACUUGAAACUGUAAUCUGUUCUUUAGAAGAGCACAGACACAAAGUUUAAUAAAGAACCUGGGUGCUGGGAAGGCGCCUCCGCGGCUUGGUGAGGUCGGGGGAGGG
Marmota monax (woodchuck) is the source of this 2845-nucleotide messenger RNA. It is a transcript of the gene Acoxl, whose product is annotated as acyl-CoA oxidase like. Gene Ontology annotation, molecular function: fatty acid binding; FAD binding; acyl-CoA oxidase activity. The record is from RefSeq and is a predicted model, not a curated record. Gene Ontology annotation, biological process: lipid homeostasis; fatty acid beta-oxidation using acyl-CoA oxidase. Gene Ontology annotation, cellular component: peroxisome. Lineage: Eukaryota; Metazoa; Chordata; Mammalia; Rodentia; Sciuridae.